CGCUGACCCACCCUGCCAACAGAGAUGCGUCCUCCCUCUUCUGUCACUCUCCACGCCCCCAUCUUCCACCCCAGGCCUGCAAUAGGUUCGCUCCCAAGGUCCUAACAGCGCGCACCGAAAUGCCCAGCAAGAGGAAGAAGAACAAGCGCCGCAUGAGGAGGGUGGUUCAAAGGAGGGUGCUUGAGGAGCAGCAUGCAGCUAACCUACCAGUCAAAUCCAGCACAGGGAUGGUUGGUGCAGCACCUCCUGCAGCCGCCCCCAAGAAAGCGGCUAAAACUGCUGCACCAGCUCCAGAAAAGAUCUCACCAGUCAUUCCUAUUACUGCCCCCACCAAACUGGAGCCAAAACCUGUUGAGAAAGAACCUGUAGUAGAGCUUCUUUCAGAAAACAUUCAUGCACCAGAUGCUGACGUUGGGUUGGUGGAACAGAUCUCUGCUGAGGCUGAGGAUCAUUUAGAUGUUAAGCCCGAAGCCCCAACAUUUGCACCUGAAACUCUACCAGAGGAGCCAUCUGCCGAUGAGACCGAUGCGGUUCACAAGGCUGAAGUCGCUGUUUUGGAGACGGAACCAGCAACUGAGGUGGCACCCCCAGCUGAGGACCCAGUGGGGGCCCCUGUAGACCUCGAGAUUCAGCCAGAAGAAACAGCAGAGUCAGAACCGACGCAUCCCGUCUUUGAGCCGGAGACUGAGGUGAAGGCAGAGAGCCAGCCUGAGGAAGACUCCGCUGCCAGUGUGGAAGAUGUCAGCGCACCUGUGCAGGAAGCCGCUGCAGAACCAGUGGCGCAGGAACUUCAUAGCAACCAUGUAGAACCUGUUGCAGACGACUUGGUUUCAAAACCCACUGUUGGAUCUGAGGCAGAGGCUGCUGCAGAGAUUUCAGAUCAAGACGUUGACCUAGUCGCUCCCAAUGAGCAGGAAGAGCAGGAAGAGCAUGCGGCUGCAAUUCCUGCUGCACCGCUUUCAGCUGCAGAAGAUUCUCUUGUUGAGAUUGAGGAGAUCCCAGUGGUUUCAGACAAAACCUCUGAGGCAGAAGAAGCUGAAGCUCCUGUAAACAAGAACGAGAAGGCUGCAGAUGGGUUACUGACAGUAGAGAGUUCUGCUUUCCAGCAGGAAACUCUGAUGGACGGCGACUCGAUGCCCGCUCAGACACAGUCAGUGGUCCGGCCUGAUCCGGAUCCUGCAGGGGAGGCGCCUCAUGAUUCAGCUGCUGAGCAGACAUAUGCGUCUGUGCUGUCGGACAAUCCUAAAGCCGAAAGCUGUGACCUGCCGUGUCAGAUGCAGCUCCCCGUGGAGUCUGUGCCGCUCAGUGCAGAGGAGAUCUCAGUGGAAACGGCUCUGAAUGGACACAUUGUUCCAGAAGUUUCUAUUGAGGGCUAGAGCAAUAACCCAGAGGACCUUUUUUUCUGCGUUCCUCUCUGGCCGUUCGGAGGCUUUACGAGGAGUCAGCCGGCCGGCCUUUUUCAAUUUUUUAAGGCUUAGGACAGAGCAGCCAGGAAAUCGAAGGACCAUCCACACUUUGAAGUGCCUUUCCUGUCCUGCAUUCUGUGAAAACAGCAAACCAGAUGUUGAGAGGUAGAAAGAGGGAAAAAGAGACUAUUAGAAACAGACAUUUAUGGAUUACAUUUCUUUCUUUUUUAAUCUGUGCUUUCCCCAAAUCAAAUUUUAUCCAUGUCAGCAGUUGAAGCAUUUGUGGAUAGUUUUUAUUGUGUUGCAUCUACACUUCAUCCUCUUAAAGUCCCACUCCGAUUAUCUUUUGAUUUAUUAUCAAAGCGUUCCCGGUGGACUUUAAAUUAUGAUCAUGAUGUUUUUAGCCAAAAUAAAAAUAAAAAACUGUCGUUUUAUGUGACAAAGUUUCUGUGGAGCAGCAGUAAAUAAAUUGCCUCUGAGUUGUACGUGGAACUGCUGGAGCAACCCUUCCCCUCGCCAUUCCUGAAAAAUCUCUGUGGACAUGCUCUCCUGCUAGCUUACAGCCCAUCACACUCCCAACCUAACAUUACAGGUGCAACAAAAAUGGCGAGGAAUAUCAUAGCUAUCCAGACGUACAGUUUAGAUCCAGAUUCCAGCUCGGAUGAGGGAAACAAAGACGUUUAUGGAUCUAUUUGUCUGCAGGUGGAUGCAUCAGAAUGGAGCGGAGCAGGGAGCUUGUGGCCCCGCCCAGCGUGUUUUCUCCUAUGUCACAAAUAGAUCUGUCUCGAAUUACAUUUUUAUUUUUGUCUGCUUGUAAUUUACAACGAUUUCAAUAAAGAAAUGCUCAGUUUAUUGCAAUUUUGAGCCUUAUUUUCUAAAGUUAUAUCCUCCAUGAUCAGAAAAAUGCCACAAGAACAUGUCAGAAAAUCCAAAAUGUGAUUUUUUUUUUUUUUUUAUCGGAGUGGGCCUUUAACGCAUGUGAGGAACCGUAAGAUCCAUGACUGGGUUUGUGUUCUUGUAGAAGAGAGAAAAACUGUCUGUUUUUUACGAUGUGUCUCAGACUCACUGACCAGUCCGUUUUUCCCCCACAAACUUCCCUUAUGUCGUCCCUCGUUCUGUCCUCCAACGUGAGGCUAAAACCGCCAGUUCCAACAGCUCAAAAGAUGUUUCUGUUUUCCACUUUCUCCUCCUGUAAGUCACUUUUUGUAAAAACACAUGUUGACUGAUGUGCGACAGCUUUGUGCUGUUGAGGGUGUGAGAUAAGUGCUGCUGAUGGGCUGCUCUGACUUUUGAAAUAAAGCUGUAACUCGUCACAAUAAAGGUCUUUUACUCUCUUAA
Molecule: messenger RNA, 2744 nt
Organism: Oryzias latipes (Japanese medaka)
Lineage: Eukaryota; Metazoa; Chordata; Actinopteri; Beloniformes; Adrianichthyidae
Source: RefSeq, a predicted model, not a curated record